Messenger RNA from Grammomys surdaster, 708 nucleotides. RefSeq names its product Fc receptor like 6 (gene Fcrl6). Gene Ontology annotation, molecular function: transmembrane signaling receptor activity. Gene Ontology annotation, biological process: cell surface receptor signaling pathway. The record is from RefSeq and is a predicted model, not a curated record. Lineage: Eukaryota; Metazoa; Chordata; Mammalia; Rodentia; Muridae.
AUGCUGCUCUGGAUGAUUUUACUGCUCCGUGUUUCCAUGAUUGGAGCUCAAGAGUUGCUCCAGGAUCCUGUGCUGAGCCGCCUCAACUCUUCAGAGUCAACAGAUGUGAUCCUGAAGUGUACAGCAAAGGUAGACCCCAAGCAGCCAGCUUUACAGCUCUCUUACUCUUUCUACAAAGACAACCAUGUCGUUCAAGACAGGAGUCACAACCCAAUAUUUUUCAUCUCAGAAGCCAAGGAGGAAAACUCUGGGCUUUACCAGUGUAUAGCCACAGUGAACACCGAGGACAGCAUAAUCCAGAAAAAAAGUGGCUAUCUGGAUAUCCAACUCUGGACUCCUGUAUCCCAUCCUGUGCUCACUCUGCAACAUGAAGCCACUAACCUUGCUGUAGGAGACAAGGUGGAGUUUCUCUGUGAAGCCGAGCAGGGUUCCCUUCCAAUCCUGUACUCAUUCUACAUUGAUGGAGAAAUCCUAGAGAAACCCCUGGCUCCCUCUGGCAGAGCUGCCUCCCUCCUCGCCUCAGUGAAGGCAGAGUGGAGUGCCAAGAACUAUUCCUGUGAAGCUAAAAACAACCUCUCCAGUGAUGUUAGUGAGCCCAAGAAGUUCCCCUUCGUUGUUUCAGGUACUGUCUUGACCAAGAGCAACACGCUUAUCAUCUGGCUACCUGCAAGCUGCUUGGUUGGAUGGUCGUUGCCGAUGCGGUUCUAA